AUGAAUCUCUUCCACCACACCCUCGGCGGCGAUUGGGCGGAGAGCCGCCGACCUCCCGCAGCCGCCGACCUCCCAAAACCCUACAAAACCCUAACCGAAACCGACAUAAAAAACCUCCAAGAAAGCGACAUCUCCACCGUCUCCGCCGCCCUCUCCGUCCCCAGAGGCCUCGCCUGCUCCCUCCUCCUCACCAACAGGUGGGACCUCCACUCCGCCUGCGACAAAUGGCUCUCCGCCGCUGUCAAUCUGCCGCAGCAAGGAUCGGCGACGUCGAAACGCGUGAUCUGCAACAUCUGCUUCGAUAAAUUUCCACCCUCUAAAAUGGCCUCCGCCGGCUGCGGCCAUCUCUUCUGCUUAAAAUGCUGGAAUAGCUAUAUUGGUAAUGCGAUCAAUGAUGGUGCCGCCAGCUUGAUGCUCCGCUGCCCGGAGUCUGGCUGCGGAGCAGCUGUGACGUUUGAAAUGGUUGAGAGAUUCGCGCCGGGACCGAAAAUUAGAAAAUACCGCCGCCUUCUCCGGCAAUCCUACGUGGAAUUGAAUCCGAAUCGAAAGUGGUGCCCGGCCCCGGGAUGCAACCUAGCAAUCGAGUACGAAUUCGACGGGAGCACGAGCUACGACGUCAUCUGCGCCUGCUCGCACACCUUCUGCUUCUUCUGCGCGGCCGAGAGCCACCGCCCCGUGUCGUGCAAGGUGGCGGCGGCGUGGCUGGCGACGAACAAAUCCGAGGCGAAGAGCUCCAAGUGGAUCGUCUCCAACACGAAGCCGUGCCCCAAAUGCCUCCGCCCAAUCCAGAAAGACUACGGCUGCAACCACAUGAUCUGCACAGCUCCCUGCGGGUUCCACUUCUGCUGGAAUUGCCUCUCACCAAUGGGUAGUAACCACGUCCUCACCUGCGCUGAUGAGAAGCGGAAGAUGAAGAUGCCGACGAGCGACGCGGCAAGAUACACCCACCACCGCGAGAGGUGGGAGUUUUACGAGAAUUCGGGGAAGGCGGCGUUGGGGGAUUUGGAGCGGGCGAGGCGGUGGCGCGGGGGCAGGAGAAUGGGGUUUGUGGCGGCGGCGUGGGAGCAGAUUGUGGCGUGCCUCCGCGUGCUCAAGUGGAGCUGCGCGUUUGGGUAUCACGUGGCGGAGGCGGGGCUGUUGGAGUAUUUGCAGGGGGAGGCGGAGGCGGCGGUGGAGAGGCUGAAGAGGUGCGUGGAGGAGGGGAUGGGAGAUAAAGGGGUUUAUGUUGAUGAGGGGAAGCUUAGGGGGUUUGAGGUGAGGAUUUUGGAUCUAACACGUGUUACGAGGAGGUGUUUUGAUACUUUGGUUUCGGCGUCAGAGAAUUGGUUGACUGAAGUUGGGGGCUCGAAGAGGAGCAAGCCUCAGAGAAUCUCUGUGACAAGGCCCGGGUACGAGAGCUCGAAGGGGAAUAUUGGGAGCUCGAAGACGAGCAAGCCUCAAAGAAGCUCUGAGACAAGGCCAGGGUACAAGAACUCGAAUAGGCUUAUGUACUUCUUCUCUACCUCCGACUCAGACUCAGACUCUUUACCCUUUGACUCGGGCUCAGAGUAA
Molecule: messenger RNA, 1551 nt
Organism: Salvia splendens (bonfire salvia)
Lineage: Eukaryota; Viridiplantae; Streptophyta; Magnoliopsida; Lamiales; Lamiaceae
Product: probable E3 ubiquitin-protein ligase ARI5
Exons: 2
Coding region: 1-1551 (516 amino acids)
Biological process (GO): protein ubiquitination
Molecular function (GO): zinc ion binding; ubiquitin-protein transferase activity
Source: RefSeq, a predicted model, not a curated record